AUGGCCGAAGUUCCUCAAACCGCAAACCCCAACAAGAGAAGUCGUUCCGAAGAUGACGACUCCUCAGACGAUGACAUGGGGCCGCAGCUCCCAGCGGCAGACGCACCGAAGAAGAAGAAACGCAAGCUGCCGUACGAGAAGCUGUAUGUCUCGGCUCUGCCGACCUCUGCGAAAUACUCCAAGUCGCUUAUGCAUCGCGAACAGCUCGCUUUCAUCACCAUGACCCCGAUCACCGAUUUCCUCAUCACCAGCUCUACGGAUGGGAUUGUGAAAUUCUGGAAGAAGGGCGCGGAUAGCAUUGAGUUUGUGAAAGAGUUCAGAGCGCAUAAUGGGGAUAUUGUUAGCGUUUCUGUUAGUGCGGAUGGUAGAAGCUUUGCCACGGCUGGUGUGGAUAAAAGUGUCAAGAUCUUUGAUGUGAUGACUUUUGAUCUGCUGGCUAUGCUACCCUUGGAGUUUACGCCGAAAUGUGUAUGCUGGGUACAUAAGCGGGGGGCUUCUUUGCCGAUGCUUGCGGUCUCGGAUGAGGUGAAUCAUACGAUCCAGAUUUACGAUGGGAGAGGAGAGAACCGGGAGCCUAUUCACACCGUUUCGGGAUUACAUCGAAGCGUGGUUACAUUGAUGGUUUUCAAUGAUGCCUAUGACUGUGUGAUUUCCGCGGACGAGAACGGGAUGAUCGAAUACUGGAGACCUGGUGGGAAUUACGAAAAGCCCGAUAAUGUGUUUGAAUUCAAAAGCUCGACGAAUUUGUUCGAGUUCAAAAAGGCAAAGUCAACGCCAACUUCACUUACCGUCUCUCCAUCAGGUGCGCAAUUUGCAACUGUCUCGUUUCCAGAUCGCAAGAUACGAAUUUUCGAUUUCUCAACGGGGAAGCUUUACCGCACCUAUGACGAAUCGCUUCAGAUCAUCGAAGAAAUGCAACAAGCUGGAACAGCACUGCAAAAAUUAGAAGAUGUUGAAUUCGGAAGGCGGCUGGCGACUGAGCGAGAGAUAGAUACUCCAGCCCUUCGAAACAAGGCUAAUGUCAUGUUUGAUGAGACGGGCCACUUUAUUCUUUACGGAUCAAUGUUUGGUACGAAGGUACUCAACACAUAUACAAACCGAGUUAUCAAAGUAUAUGGAAAAGACGAAAAUUUCAGACCACUAAGCAUCGCAAUGUAUCAAGGACAACCACAAAAAAAGGGGAUCACAACGGUGGCCAUGGCAGCGUCGGACAAUCCACUUCUCCAAGAAUCCGAAGCUCGAGAUCCAAUCCUGUUUACCACAGGCGUAGGAAAGGUCAGAUUUUACAUGUUCACCAACGACGAAAAUAUUUCAAAGUCCGAGCGAGAUGUUCAUAACGAAAAGCCGAUUAACGCCAACGCGAGAAAAGCGGUAGAGAAGAAGGCUACCGAAUCAGGAACCGCUGCAAUUAUACACACCACUUAUGGAGAUAUCCACAUCCGACUUUUCCCAGAUGCUGCUCCAAAAGCCGUGGAGAAUUUUGUUACGCAUUCGAAGAAAGGUUAUUACAACAACACCAUCUUUCAUCGUGUAAUUCGAAAAUUUAUGAUUCAAUGUGGUGAUCCUCUGGGCGACGGCACUGGUGGAGAAAGUAUUUGGGGAAGGGAGUUUGAAGACGAGUUCAGUACGCUUAAACACGACAAGCCUUAUACAGUAUCCAUGGCAAAUGCUGGUCCGAAUACUAAUGGUAGUCAAUUUUUUAUUACUACCGAGAAGACACCUUGGCUUGACAAUAAGCAUACCAUAUUUGGGCGCUGUAUUCAAGGUCUUGAUGUCGUCCAUCGGAUUGAGAAUGCUCGGGUAUAUAAGGAGAAGCCAGAGGAAGAUAUCAAGAUACUUAAUAUUGAUAUUGUGCCCUGCAAAACCCGAAAGGUCAAAUGUGACGAGCGACGACCUCAAUGCGAGAAUUGCGUGAAACAAGGCGAAACAUGCGAUUAUAGCAUCCGAUUGAAUUGGGAUGGGCGGGGAAAGAAUAAGGCAACAGGGAGCAGGAGUGGAUUCGGACAUAUUGCGUUUGCGACUGGGAUAGCCGACGAUGCGCCAGCCCAGGCUCCUGAAAUGGGCUUGGAGCGAUGCUCGGAAACUCUACAGGACGCAUCAGCACAUGGCGGAGGAUUUCAACCUGCUCAUACCGCUGGUAUGAUUGACCCAGCGUUGGCACAACCCUCGUCGUUCCUCUCUGCGACCCCAGAGGAUACAGAGACUGGAGCUAGGAAAUAUAUGCAGAGCUUCCAAGCAAGCGACGCCAAUGUCCGGGACUUUAAUCCUAUCCGUUUUUCGGGUUCCGAAGUGAGACAGGCUGAACGCUCUCUACCGCCUCGAAGUACACCUCGAUAUGAUAUCGUACAGGAUACAAUUGUACAACGCAAUUAUGAUACCAGAAUGCUGCCACCCUUGCCAGCGACAUUUCCUCCACAGAACUGUGAAUUGGGCAACUCACCCUUCAGCAAUUCUGACUCAAACUCGCCUAACACAGCUAUCACAACCGCUUCGCUUCAAAGUGACGACAGCUAUAGGUAUUCUACCACCAAAUCGCCACCCUUGAUUUCGUCCGGAUCUACUGGGUCCAGGGGCCUUUCUGUGAGUUCACUUCUAUCAGGCCCACCAGGGAUGUCAGAAACGAACGAACGGAACAUGGAUACACAAAGUUGGGAAGAACAAGAUCAAGAUUUCUAUCAAGAUACAAACACUUGGGGCAUCGACCGGGGUUUCAAAGAUCUUGAUCUUGGCAAGAAUGAUGAUACAAAUGCCAUAUCAGGUUCGUCCCCAAUCUCCAAGCGAGAUCACCUAGACCUCGUUAUCAAUGAAAGUGGCAGAGUAACUCCAAUCGAAUUCGGGUUUGGCAUGGAAGUAGACCACACAGCUUUUGACCGAGGUGGCUACUAUGCGACGCCAGUCGCAAUUUCCAUUCCUCGGGCGUUUGAGCCUCUUCCAAACAAGCUUUUGGAAAAUCCAAUGAAUUUGUUGUAUUUCCAUCAUUUUAUCAAUCAUACUGCUGGUUGCUUGAUCCCGCAUAACUGUUCAUCAAAUCCGUUCAAGCGGAUAUUGCCACGCAUGGCUGUACAAGACGACAAUCUGUUGAGCCUUCUUUUGGCGUAUUCGGCUUCUCAUCGCGCACGACUCUUGCGGCAACCAGAACCAGCGACUCGCAUUGCCUUGUGGGUUCAAGACAUAUUUCCGAGCCUUAGAAAAGCAUUGGAUGAUCCGACUGAGAUUAUCUCUAAUGCCAAUCUUGCGACAGCCAUUAUGCUUGCUUCAUUGGAAAUCAUCUCUCCGAAAGCAUUUGGUGUUGCUGUUCCUUGGCAAAAGCACCUGGACACUGCUCGUCAGAUAAUCACAGCUAGAGGUGGCCCUCAAGGCAUGAGAACCGCUUCACGCAAGGACAAGGUAUCAUCCUUUCUCUGGAGCUGGUUCGCCUACCUGGAUGUUCUGGGAAGUCUUAGUCGGCCUCCUACCUCGUCGUCUUCCUGGGUCCUUGAGUAUGAAACUGAUUCUGAUCGAGAGGAAGACUAUCACAUCGAUUGCGUUCUGGGCUUCACGAGUCGAUGCGUGCGCAUCCUUGCCAAGAUCGCGGAGCUUGCUAGAGUAUGUGAUAGCGAGCGAAUAUCGGGGAUCAAUGUUCUCGUCGAUUGGAAGCCUUCGACCGAGAUCUUGAAACUAGCUGCAAAACUUGACACUGAUCUUGCGGCAUCACGUCUACAUCCUUCGAAGCCGUGUACCCAUAUGCAGUCUUCCGGAGAGGCUGCCUAUCACUGGGACAGCCUUGAAAUGUCAGCUACGAAUGAAGCAUAUCACUGGGCAGGUGCCGUACAUCUUCAUCGACGAAUUCUAGGCAAGCCAUCGACCCAUGUUGAUGUUCAGAACGCUGUGCGAGAAAUCCACGGCGCAUUGUUCAAAGUUCGCCGAGGCAGUGCUGCGGAGGCCUGUCUGCUCUUUCCCAUGUUCACAGCCGGUUGUGACACUAUCGAUGAGAGGCAGAGAAAUGACAUCUUAGAUCGGGUAAAGGGUGUAGAGGUGCUUGGAUUGAGUCAGGUUCACAAAGCACGAACGCUCAUGGAGAGAGCGUGGGAAACAGGGAAGCCCUGGGAAACUUUGGUUACAGGAGAGUUCUUUGGAUGA
This is a messenger RNA of Glarea lozoyensis ATCC 20868, 4119 nucleotides long. RefSeq names its product Cyclophilin-like protein. Gene Ontology annotation, biological process: protein peptidyl-prolyl isomerization; positive regulation of transcription by RNA polymerase II. Gene Ontology annotation, cellular component: nucleus. The transcript is spliced from 5 exons. The record is from RefSeq and is a predicted model, not a curated record. Gene Ontology annotation, molecular function: peptidyl-prolyl cis-trans isomerase activity; protein binding; DNA-binding transcription factor activity, RNA polymerase II-specific. Lineage: Eukaryota; Fungi; Ascomycota; Leotiomycetes; Helotiales; Helotiaceae. The coding region runs from base 1 to 4119 and encodes 1372 amino acids.